AGCCUGCAUUUAGUCUAAAAUAUGCCUUUUCUUAUUUGAGUUCAAGUUCAAGACUUAUAUUAUAAAAUGAAGCUGGUUUAAGUUAGCACUGAAGUGGCUCCCUAUCACAGUUCAAAAGACUACUUAAGCAUUUUGUCGUUCCUUUAUUUGUUAAAUCCACAGAUAAUUUAAUCAUACUGCUAGUCGAAUAGGUUCAAGGUUAACACUUUGAACUCAAGUGCCCAGAAUGUUGUAAGAAAUGCUGGAAAAAGCUUGAGUCUGGAAAGGUUUGGCACUUUAAAGUGAAAAUGUGUAGGAACGCUGCAGUUUACUGCUGCUGCAGGUGCCAUUCGUUUUACUCUUUAUCAGCGCUGGGAGCGGCACAUUAAUGCAUCACGGUGUCUCAGAUACCUCAGUUAUCCUCAACUGAUCAGGAAUUACAUUAGUGAUUGACUCAGAGUGAUGACAUCAUCACGUCUCCUGUUGUUUUUCAGUUCGGCGUGGAGGACAGAAGCUCUCAGUCAUCAGGUCUCCCUCCCUCAGCUGAAGGAGCUGGACUGGAGAGUUGACUUGGUAACUGGUUCUGACUCGGUUAGUCGGAUGGCAUUGCCAACCUGCUUGGUUCAGCUGAAGAUGGAGGAUCCAUGUCCGUCAGCAGGUGGAGAGUCGAUCUCUACAGUUACAGUGGAGCUGAGCAGGGAGUCACUGGACACCAUACUGGACGGACUGGGACGUAUCAGAGACCAGCUAUCUGUGGUGGCUGGGAAGUGAGAUGAUUCUGUGGACCCACAGCGUCGUCCCCUGGUAUCUUAUCUGGACUAAAGGUUUCUCCUGUUCAUGGUUUACACCUGAAAAUGUGGAUGAAGUUCAGAUUCUUUCCCAAAUGGGUCCAGUAGGUUUAUCAUUCUGAUGAUUUUUUUUUUUUUUUUGCUGAAUCUGACCACAAAAACCUGCUGCUGUUUCAUUUAGCUGCAGAUCAGACCAGAAAAGUUAAAUUUUUUAACAUUCAUUAAAUAUUUGAAAAAUUAUAAUUUCACAUUCUGUAUAUACAUUUAAUGUCAUAGAUUAUUCUACUCAAACAUCAUUCAUGUGUAAAUGUGUUUUGUUCCAUUUUUACUGUUAUGAAAAUAAACUAAUAACACAGUCAGA
Girardinichthys multiradiatus is the source of this 1128-nucleotide messenger RNA. Its product is annotated as COMM domain-containing protein 9-like. Bases 442 to 750 code for a protein of 102 amino acids. Lineage: Eukaryota; Metazoa; Chordata; Actinopteri; Cyprinodontiformes; Goodeidae. The transcript is spliced from 3 exons. The record is from RefSeq and is a predicted model, not a curated record.